AUGAAGCGCUUCAGUCAGAGAGUUCUUUCGCGUGGCAAAGACCCAAACAAGUCUUCUAAGAAGAACAAGGAUAAUAAGGAUGGUACCGCGUCUCCCUCAUCACGGGAUAACAAUCAGUCACCUGUGCUCACGCCCUCAUCCUCCACGUCGACUUUGAACGAUCCUCGAAACAAGCCACUGCCGCAAAACAGUUCCGGCGAACACGGCAGCGCUUCUCAGCCCUCCAACCUGUCCAAUGUCACUCAGGCCGGUAACACCCCUGAUCGUUAUGCUUCCGGAGGCGCCUCGAGUCCUAAUGGCAGCUCAAACUCCCGACUGCCUCCAACCGUUGUAAUUAGUCCUACACCUGGCCACGUCCCUCCCCCGGGAGCCGCCGAGACGAUGCCACACGACUUGGCUCCUCCUAAAGCUGGUCAAAAGUCGCUCUUGAUCCAUCGAGGAAUAGAUAACCGCGAUGCGAUUCCAGAGGGACUUCGAACCCCAAAGAGGCAGCAUUCCUCGCGAUUCGACAUCUCAGCUCACCGUGAGCUUGAGAAGCUGCCCGGUUUCCACGAGGUUCCUCCCAACCGACGACAAGAACUCUUUAUGCAAAAGAUUGACCAAUGUAACGUCAUAUUCGACUUUAACGAUGCGAGCGGCGACAUGAAGUCAAAGGAAAUCAAGAGACUCGCUCUGCACGAGCUGCUGGAUUACGUCGCCAACAACCGACAGGUUAUUACCGAACCCAUGUACCCCAAGGUUGUCGAUAUGUUUGCCAAGAACCUUUUCCGUCCGAUCCCACCCCCGAUAAACCCUCAAGGCGAGGCUUUUGAUCCUGAAGAGGAUGAACCUGUUCUCGAGGUUGCUUGGCCCCAUAUCCAGGUCGUCUAUGAGUUCUUCCUGCGCUUCAUCGAGAGUCAGGAUUUCAACACCAACAUUGCCAAGGCAUACAUCGACCACAGCUUUGUUCUGCAGCUUUUGGAAUUGUUUGAUUCCGAAGAUCCCCGCGAGAGAGAUUUCCUCAAGACCACCCUCCACCGCAUCUACGGAAAAUUCCUUAACCUACGAUCUUUUAUUAGAAGAUCUAUCAACAACGUCUUUUUCCAAUUCACCUACGAAACAGAGCGUUUCAACGGUAUUGCCGAGUUGCUCGAGAUUCUUGGUUCAAUUAUCAACGGUUUUGCUCUCCCCCUCAAGGAGGAGCACAAGAUCUUUCUUACCCGAGUGUUAUUGCCUCUACACAAGCCCAAGAGUCUGAGCAUGUACCACCCUCAGCUUGCCUACUGUAUUGUGCAAUUCCUCGAGAAGGACGCAUCUCUUACCGAGGAUGUUGUAUUGGGACUUCUUCGUUACUGGCCCAAGGUCAACAGCACAAAGGAGGUCAUGUUCCUCAACGAAGUCGAAGAUAUUUUUGAGGUUAUGGAUCCCGCAGAGUUUGCCAAGGUUCAAGAACCUCUAUUCCACCAGUUGGCCAAGUCUGUUGCCAGCCCUCACUUUCAAGUUGCUGAGCGUGCUCUUUACUUCUGGAACAAUGAGUAUUUCUGUAAUCUCGUCAGCGAUAAUGUGGAGAUUAUUCUUCCCAUCAUGUUUGCUCCCCUUUAUGAGAACUCCAAGGGACACUGGAACAGAACAAUUCACGGCAUGGUGUAUAACGCCAUGAAGCUCUUUAUGGAGAUUAACCCUCAAUUGUUUGACGAUUGCUCCCACGAGUACACGGAACAGCAAAACAGCGCUGCAGCACGCGAAGCUCUUCGUGAGCGUAAAUGGGCUGCCUUGAGCGAAAAGGCCAACCAGCAGAGAGAAAGCAACAGUAACGGAAUUUCUGGUGCUACUCAGAUCACCCCUAUGCCCAGUGUGAACGAAGACGACGCCGCCACUGAAGACAAUUCCAAGCGCCUCGAUUCGCUUAAGUUGCAAGAUGGCCGACCCAGUCUUCACGAGCGAGACAACUCUGUAGGAUCUAGCCGGUAA
This is a messenger RNA of Fusarium coffeatum, 1950 nucleotides long. RefSeq lists its product as uncharacterized. Gene Ontology annotation, cellular component: protein phosphatase type 2A complex. The record is from RefSeq and is a predicted model, not a curated record. Gene Ontology annotation, molecular function: protein phosphatase regulator activity. Bases 1 to 1950 code for a protein of 649 amino acids. The transcript is spliced from 5 exons. Gene Ontology annotation, biological process: signal transduction. Lineage: Eukaryota; Fungi; Ascomycota; Sordariomycetes; Hypocreales; Nectriaceae.